Molecule: messenger RNA, 3339 nt
Organism: Striga asiatica
Lineage: Eukaryota; Viridiplantae; Streptophyta; Magnoliopsida; Lamiales; Orobanchaceae
Source: the annotation of a GenBank genome assembly
UUCGAUUUCCUUUUGAGGUAAAAAUAACUUGACUUUGCCCUAAAUAGCACCAAGUUCUAUAGAAUUGAUAAACUGACCAAUUUGUAAAGGCCAUCUGCCCCGAAAAAAGAAUUAAACAAUAGAAAUCUUGAUUAAAACCGUGGAGAGAGACUGGGAGAGAGAGAAGGGUUUCCAAAAAUUUCAGAUAAAUCCCAUUCCAGCUGCCGAUUUUUCAUCAAUCGUGCUCGGCAAGUCCAAAUUUUCAGAUAGCUGCAACUGUGUGAUCGAAUACACUCAGUGCGUGUGUGUGUGUGUGCACGCGCUUAUUAUCUCCCUGCAUAUCAUUUUCUUUGUAUUUACAGAGGUAUCUUGAGGAGGAGGAGGAGUGAGUGACGAAGGAUAAGGCGCAGCGCCUUGGGUUUGCGAGAUUUUGAUCUGGUAGGAUGAGUACAAGCAGGGGAAGCGGCGCCGGUAAGGGGGGCGUGGUACAACCCAUCCCAGCGGGGUCGCGGAAGGUUGUGCAGAGCUUGAAGGAGAUAGUUAACUGCCCCGAGGUGGAGAUUUAUGUGGCUCUCAAGGAAUGUAACAUGGACCCAAAUGAGGCUGUCAAUCGUCUGCUCUCUCAAGAUCCUUUCCAUGAGGUGAAGAGCAAACGAGAAAAGAAAAAAGAGGGUAAAGAUCAGCCAGAGUCCAGGUCUCGUGGUGCUAAUAGUAGUUCUAAUCGAGGUAAUAAGACUGGUGCAGAUCGUCAAUAUGCGCGAAGUUCUUCAGCACAAUAUUAUACUUCUGGUGUGUUUGACUCUUCAUUGUAUGGGAAGACGACAUACAAGAAAGAAAAUGGAUCUGGUCCUUAUUCUAGUUCGUUAUCGUCAGUACAUGGUGGGUCAGGGAAUAGUAAAAGCAGAGGACCUCCAGGCCACAGUGAUGAUGCCUCUGCUGAAAGCAAAGGAUCCUUUCUGGGGACAACUGAUGUAUUGCCAUCUGUUUCACAGCCAGCCUCUGGAUAUCAGCCUGCCUGGGUGAGUACUCCUGGUCAGGUGUCUAUGGCUGACAUUGUGAGGAUGGGCAGACCAGACAAGAAAGGAUCAAACGCUCCAAAUGAAUCACAUCACAAUAUUCAGGAUCCUUUUGUAAAUGAAUCACUUCAUAAAGAUCAUGCUUCCAAAGUAAAUCAAGCCGAAGUUCCAUCGGUUCAGCAUGUUGCCACCAGUGAUGAUUGGCCUUCCAUCGAGAAGCCAGCUGCUCCAAGUGUGAUACCAUUUUCAGAACAUCCUGAAGCAUCCAGUGUAUCAUAUGAUAAUGCUAACUAUGAAGCUGAGGAGGUUCAAGAAGAGGAAGAUGAUGAUAACUUUGAGAGUUCUGGAGGAAAUGAUGAUGGUUCUGUUUCUAUAUCCAGUAGAAGAAUGAUUCCAGAAGAUGUUUCAAGAGGUCCAUCACAGUUCGAUAAUGAGUUGUAUAAAAACAUGGGAACAUACGAAUCUGAGGCUCAUGAUUUCGAACGUCAUGAAGUUGAUGAAAUCGGUGCUUCAGUUAUAUCCGUCACCAAAAACUUGCGACAACUAAGUGUGAACAAGGAUGAUGGAGGGUUUCCUUCUGAGGCGAAUGCACCUUCUGUUGUAAUUCCAGAGCACUUGCAAGUUCAUACUGCUGACUGCUCCAACUUGACCUUUGGAAGUUUUGGUUCUGCUAUGAAUGAUGCUUAUUCUUCUGGGACUACAACAUCUUUUCUUGAGAAACCUAAUCUGGAAGAGGUACAAAACGAGACUGAAGAAUCAACUGGGGGGCAGCCUGAAACAAGACAUCCCGAGUAUUAUGUUGAUGACUCUCUAAGAAGUACUCCAGAUGAUAGUUUGUUGCAUAGAAAUAGUGCUACUGUUGGGAGCUACGAUGCAUCUUCUGCUCCAAAGCCGGAAGAGUUGAGACCUGAGAGUGCUGAUAUGGCGCAUGGAAAUCAGUACCCUUUUCCUUCUUCGGACUCGGGUUAUUCCUUCGACAAUGCACAACGUUUAAAUGCUGCUUUCAGUCAGACGAGUUCCCAGAUGCAGAGUCCAGCUCCCUUUUCAAAUGUUAUGCAUGCAUACUCAAAUUCACUACCAAGCGCUUUGUUGGCCGCAAAUGUCCAGCCGACCAGAGAAUCAGAUCUUCAGUACCCAUUUUCUUUGACUCAAUCUUUGACCGCUAAGUAUGGGAACUCUGUCUCCUCCAUUGGUGCUUCAGCAAUCUCUAUAUCCGAGGAUUUGAAGACUGCUGGUUUACAUUCUACUCAGCCCAACAUUGCCACCGGGCCUCCGCUCCCACAACACCUUGCGGCUGUCCAUCCCUAUUCCCAGCCCACUCUUCCUAUUGGGCCAUUUGCCAAUAUGAUUGGCUACCCUUUCUUGCCCCAAAGUUACACAUACGUGCCUUCGGCUUUUCAGCAGUCUUUCGCUGGCAGCAGUAAUUACCAUCAGUCCUUGGCGGCAGUUCUUCCUCAGUAUAAGAGUAGUGUUUCAGCUAGUAACUUGCCUGCUUCUGGAUACAGUGGUUUCGGCAGUAAUUCGACCAUUCCUGGGAAUUACUCGUCUGGAACAAGUUUGAGUUAUGAUGAAGUCUUGAGUUCUCAGUAUAAAGAUAAUAGUCACUUGCUCUCCCUUCAGCAGAAAGAAAACUCGGCAAUGUGGCUUCAUGGAAAUUCAAGAACAAUGCCAGCUGUCCCGGGCAGCACGUACUACAAUUACCAGACGCAAAAUCAGCAGCUUGGCGAGUUCAGGCAAGUCCAGCAGCAGUCACAGAAUUACGGGCCCUCAGCUUACCCGAACUUUUACCAAACUCAGGCUGGGAUUUCUUUGGACCAGCAGCAGCAAAUCCCUCGGGCCUCCCAAGAACAGCCCAAACAGUCCCAGAUUUGGCCCAACAACUACUGAUCCACCUUCUGGUUUUUCAGGGCAUCACAUUAACGAAAGGAAAAGCGACCUUUUGAGCCAAUAUAUGAGGAGAUACAAAAUGUGAUUUCAAUUUACGCAUGCGAAAAGUGGGUGAUUGGGUCACUACCCUGUGCCUUGUUAGGUCGUGCUAAUUUUAUGAUAGUCAGGACACGCUUGCUCUAUCUUUUUUUUUUUUGUUGGUUCUUUUCCACUUGGGAGUUUCAGAGUUUAAAUCUGUUUCCUCUAGUGAAAGCUUGCAUGCAUAUACAUUGCGGUAGCUUGAGAGAGGUCGAUCGUCUAACCCUGUUUUCUCGUCUUGCUUUUUCUUGUUUUUUUUCUUUACUCAACCACUGUAUCAUUAUACUCUGUACGAUUUGUGCUGUUCAGCAUUUUCAUUCCCGAUUGACGGGCGCGUUUUUACUCUCAUCGAUGAAUAUCUUAUCGUGUUUAUUUUUAC